AUGGGAGUUCUUAUGUUUAAAUGUCUAGAUACACUAGAUCCAGAAGAUAUUAUUGAUGAGAAUUGCUGGUCGGAUAGUAUUACAAGUUCAGAUGAAUCAUAUACAGGACGUGAACAUUAUUUGACAGUUGGAAAGAAAAGAAUAAGGGAUGAUGAUUUGAUAUUAGAAGAUGAGAAAUAUAUUGGAAAAAAAGCGAAUUUAAAGGAUAUAUAUGAAGAUGAUUAUGAUAGGUUGGACGAUAAGAUAAAAUAUAAUGAAAUAUCAGAUAAAGAUGAAGAAAUAUCAAGUUCAAUAGGUUUAGAUGAAGAUUUAUCUCAUCAAGAAGCUAAUUUGAGUGAAUUUUCUGAUGAUAUUAUUGAUGAGGAAUCAGAAAAAAAGAGAAGAAAAGAAUUAAAAUCAUUUAUUGAAAAUGAAGAAAAAAAUUUUGUUCAAGAAAUAGCAAAAAUGAACUCAAUAGAGAUUGAAAAGGGAGAACAUAUUCAAAGACAAUUAAAAAUGUAUGAUUGUCUUCUUGAUGCGAGAAUAAGGUUACAGAAGGCUCUUGUUGCAGUGAAUUCUCUUUCAAUAGAAUAUAAGAUUAAUGAAUUGGAGGAAAAUAAAGAAUUUGUUAAAAAUGCAGAAAAUGAAACUAAUUCUUUAAUUGAAUGUUUGUCAGAAAUACGAAAAAUGUUGAUGGAAAUGGACAAAAUUGAUGUUGAAUGUGCUGUAGAAAGAAACAAGGAUAUUAGCAAAAGUUCUCUUGAAACCUUAUGUGAUGAUGUUUUAAAUUUAGAUAAACAGAUUUUAACAUGGCAAAACGAAACUUUACUUAAGUGGUCUGAUAAAGUAAAGGUUACUUCUGUUUUAUCUUUAAACAAAUUUAAUUCAUUAAAUCAAAAUGUUUUGGAUUUAAUUCAAAGAAACAUGACAAAUAAAGAAAAAUUAUUAGAAGCAACAUAUAUUGAUAGAACUGAGAAAAAGCAACCUAAAAACAAAGAACGCUUUGAUGAUACUGAUUUUUAUCAAGCAUUGUUGUUCAAUUUAAUUAGUAAGAGAAUGGUAGACUCAGGAAAUAAUCAAGGGCUGCGUUGGGCAUUUUUAAAGCAAAAAAAGCAAAAAAAUAAUAUAGAUACCAAAGCAUCAAAAGGCCGUAGGUUGCGCUAUCAUGUUCAUGAAAAAAUACAGAAUUUUAUGACACCAAAUCCUGUUAAUAUAUGGAUUGAAGAAAAAAUAGACAAUUUAUUUUCGAGUCUUUUUGGACAAAUAUCAUCAAAUGAUAUUGUGAAAACUUGUAAUUAA
This is a messenger RNA of Pneumocystis carinii B80, 1278 nucleotides long. RefSeq lists its product as hypothetical. Bases 1 to 1278 code for a protein of 425 amino acids. NCBI's taxonomy places the organism in Eukaryota, Fungi, Ascomycota, Pneumocystomycetes, Pneumocystales, Pneumocystaceae. The transcript is spliced from 9 exons. Gene Ontology annotation, biological process: maturation of SSU-rRNA from tricistronic rRNA transcript (SSU-rRNA, 5.8S rRNA, LSU-rRNA). Gene Ontology annotation, cellular component: nucleus; nucleolus. The record is from RefSeq and is a predicted model, not a curated record.